This is a messenger RNA of Cylindrotheca closterium, 531 nucleotides long. Lineage: Eukaryota; Bacillariophyta; Bacillariophyceae; Bacillariales; Bacillariaceae. The record is from the annotation of a GenBank genome assembly.
AUGGCCAAAGACGAAUGCAAGCCAAAGAAAGCCACCAAAAGACAGAAGCCAAAACGCCAGAUCGAGAUUGUAAGAGCUCCCGGCGCUUUUCCAAUUUCUACUACUGCAAGGGCGAGAAAAAGGGGUCGAGAGGCGACUGUGGAACGAAAUGAGGAACCGCAAACCAACUCAGGAAGACCAUCGAAACUUCUAGAUUGGGAUGACACAGCGAAAGAAAUCCGGGCGUAUGGCGCAACCGCAUUCGUGGGAAAACAGAAAAGAAAUUAUCAGGAUGAAGAGUACCUCAAGCUCACUGGGAGACAAAAGAAAAAGCCUCAAACACCACUCCCUAUUCUGAGAGGAAUAAAGAAAGCUGCAGCGAAACGGGAAGCAAAGGAACGACAAGAGGCUAGAGAAGCUGGCAUUGUCCUUCCAAAGGCAAGCAAAGACACUGAAAAGGCCGACUCAACCUAUAAAUUAUAUGGCCCUGCGCCAAACAUUGGUUUCAUGAAGGGAGGUGUGUUUCGAGUACAUGACAAGAAAGCGAGAUAG